Molecule: messenger RNA, 2111 nt
Organism: Arachis duranensis
Lineage: Eukaryota; Viridiplantae; Streptophyta; Magnoliopsida; Fabales; Fabaceae
Product: pectinesterase 3
Exons: 2
Coding region: 178-1926 (582 amino acids)
Biological process (GO): cell wall modification
Molecular function (GO): pectinesterase activity; pectinesterase inhibitor activity
Source: RefSeq, a predicted model, not a curated record
GUCAUUAGCCAUAGGGAAGAAGCAACGGUGAAACAAGCAAAGGAGACUUGUGUUGUUUUAGCAAAACUACACACUAUAAAUAAAGCAGCGAGCCAAUGAUACCUCUUCUCCUAUUCUAGUUGUUCAGUUUUCACUCUUCACUUGUAAACACCAACCAAAGAACUGAUUCACUGAUUAAUGGAUUCGAUAAACUCGUUCAAAGGGUAUGGCAAAGUGGACGAGGCAGAGCAGCAAGCCUUCCAGAAGAAGACUCGCAAGCGCCUCAUCAUACUCAUAGUCUCCUCCAUAGUCCUCAUCGCCGUCAUCAUCGCCGCCGUCUUAGGCACCGUCCUACACAGCCGCCGUUCUUCCUCUGGCCCCUCAACGGAGCUAUCCCCGGUGUCCUCUCUGAGAGCCGUGUGCGAAGUCACCCAGUACCCAGAGUCGUGCAUGUCGAGCAUCUCCUCCCUCCCAGACUACUCCAACACCACCGACCCACACCUCCUCUUCAGCCUCUCUCUCCGCGUAGCCAUUAACGAGCUCUCCAACCUCUCCCAUUAUCCUUUCAAGCUCCGCUCCUCCAUCAAGGAACCCCGUCUCCAGAAAGCCAUUGAUGUCUGUGCUACGGUCCUCGCCGACGCUGUCGCCAAUUUCAACGACUCCGUCUCCACCCUCGACGCCGCCGGCAAGCUACCAUCUACCACCAAGAUCAGUGACAUUAAGACCUGGGUGAGCGCCGCCAUCACCAACCAAGAUACCUGCUUGGACGCCCUCGAGGAGGUUAAUAACUCCACCGCCGCCAACGCCGCCCUCGAGGACAUGAAAACCACCAUGAAGAACUCCACGGAGUUCUCGAGCAACAGCCUGGCCAUCGUGACGAGGAUCCUGGGGCUGCUCUCCCAAUUCAACAGCCCGAUGAACAGGCGGCGGCUUCUGGGGUUCCCGGAGUGGGUGGGGGCGGCGGAGAGGAGGCUGCUGCUGGAUAAUGGGAACACCGCGACGGGAACGACGACGCCGGAUGCGGUGGUGGCGAGCGAUGGGAGUGCGCAGUACAAGACGAUAAAGGAGGCGGUGCUUGCGGUGAAGAAGAAGAGCGAGAAGAGAUUCGUGAUAUAUGUGAAGGCAGGGACUUAUGUUGAGAACAUUGAUUUGGAUAAGGACACUUGGAAUGUGAUGAUCUACGGUGAUGGAAGUGACAAGACCAUCAUCUCCGGCAGCCGCAACUUCAUCGACGGCACUCCCACUUUUGAGACUGCCACUUUCGCUGUGAAGGGAAAGGGUUUCAUUGCGAAGGACAUACGGUUCAAGAACACAGCAGGCGCAGACAAGCAUCAGGCGGUGGCACUGCGAUCAGGGGCGGACCAAUCAGUGUUCUACAGGUGCUCCUUCGAGGGUUUCCAGGACACACUCUACGCCCAUUCCAACAGGCAGUUCUACCGCGACUGCGACAUCACCGGCACCAUCGACUUCAUCUUUGGCAACGCCGCAGUGGUCUUCCAGAACUGCAAGAUCAUGCCACGUCAGCCUCUCCCCAACCAGUUCAACACCAUAACCGCUCAGGGAAAGAAAGACCCCAACCAGAACACCGGCAUCGUCAUCCAGAAAUGCUCCUUCUCUGCCUUCGCCAAUGAUCUUCAGGCCCCUACCUACCUUGGCCGCCCUUGGAAGGAUUUUUCCACCACCGUCAUCAUGCAGUCCGACAUCGCCUCCUUCUUGAAGCCCGUGGGCUGGAUAAGCUGGGUUGCCAAUGUCGAUCCACCAAAAACUAUAUUUUACGGUGAGUACCGCAACACUGGGCCUGGAUCCGAUGUCUCGCAACGGGUUAAGUGGGCUGGCUAUAACCCCUCUCUAACUGAAACUGAUGCUGCCAAGUUCACAGUGCAGUCCUUUAUUCAGGGCCCGGAUUGGUUGCCAAAUUCUGCUGUAAACUUUGACUCCACUCUCUGAAUUCCACAUUAAAGUAAAGUCCUCUCAAAUUUCAAUCUUUGUUGUAACUAGUAUUAUUUUGGCUUAGGUUAUUAAUGUAUGUAUUACAGUAGUAGUAAUUUAUUACGCACAAUAGGGUAAAGGUUAUUGUUGGCUUACUGUAAUUUUUGGAGUCCUUUUGAGUGAAAGUGCGAAAUUCCUUUUUA